Geodia barretti is the source of this 1350-nucleotide messenger RNA. The record is from the annotation of a GenBank genome assembly. Lineage: Eukaryota; Metazoa; Porifera; Demospongiae; Tetractinellida; Geodiidae.
AUGAGUCUUGCCGGAGUGGUCAUGGCAGCAGGCGAGGGAAAGCGGAUGCGUUCCCGUAUUCCAAAGCCAUUGCACCGCAUCUGCGGGAAGGAGAUGAUCCGCUACCCGGUGGAACUGAUGAAGGUUGCGGGUGCGGAUCGGGUGAUAGUUGUCGUGUCUCCGGAUAAUCGCGAGGCCAUCAAGGCCGUCCUGGGCGAGACCGUGGAGUAUGCCGUUCAGGAACAGGCCGACGGCACGGGAGGAGCUGUCGCGAGCUGCCUCCAACUCCUGCAUGGCAACACCGAAAACAUGCUGGUCGUAGGCGCGGACACUGCUCUGGUCCAAUUGGAUUCAGUGAACACACUGCUUGAGACUCACUCGGAGGCCGCCGCCUCCAUGGCGGUGUUGACCGCUCCUAGUGAUGGGCCGUCUGAUCUCGGCAGGGUGGUGCUGUCCAAGGGAGGCAAGAUCAUCCGCAUCGUCGAAGCAUCCGAAGUCGAAGGGAACCGCGACGAAUUAUCACCGCUGUUCAACGCUGGCGUCUAUUGCUUCAAAUACUCUUGGCUUGAGCGAAGCAUUGGUAAGCUCCGGCCCCGUCCCUCCGGUGAGCUGUACCUAACCGACCUUGCUGCCAUUGGAUCCAGGGCGAAGGCCGGGGUUUCUCCGGUCCUCGUCGGUGAAAUGGAGGAAGUCAUUGGGAUCAACAAUCGGUCGCAGCUCGCUAUCGCCGAGGCGGUGAUACGAGAUCGAAUUCGUGAGCAGUGGAUGUUGGCCGGGGUUACCAUGACCGACCCCGGCACGGUCUACAUUGAUGCCGACGUGACAAUCGGGAUGGAUACCACAAUCCUGCCCAAUACCAUCCUGAGUGGUACUACCUCUAUCGGUGAGAACUGCGAGAUUGGUCCCAACUCCGUGAUUCGCGACAGCGCCAUCGGCCACAACUGCCGCGUUACCUCGUCUGCCCUCGAGGAAGCCACCAUGGAGGACCACACGGACAUCGGCCCCUUCAGCCACCUGCGCCCGGGAGCCUAUCUCGAGUCCGGAGUCCACAUAGGCAACUACGUGGAGAUAAAGGAGAGCAGGUUCAGGUCCGGCGCAGUGAUGGGCCAUUUCGGAUACGCUGGAGACGCCACCAUCGGGGCCAGGGUCAACGUCGGCGCGGGAAUGAUCACCUGCAACUACGAUGGCAAGGCCAAGCACCGGACCGUGGUCGAGGACGACGCCUUCAUCGGUUGCGACACCAUGCUCGUGGCGCCGGUUACGGUGGGCGAGGGAUCAAUCACCGGAGCGGGAGCGGUGGUGACGAAAGACAUACCCCCCGCUAGACUCGCCGUGGGGGUACCUGCUACCAUUAAGCGCAACUUGAAAUAG